UAUACAGAUACCCGAAAACAUUUCAAAUUUCAUUCACACUGAUCGGGCUUAGCAUUUUCUUCUCGAAACCUCUAUACGACAUCUUCGUCCGAGAGAGAGACGAGCCUGAUUACAGUGAACAACCCACCACUUUUUCUAAACGCAGAGAUUAUGGAAUCAGUAAAAAAAGCUAAAGACCGAUUCGCAAAAUACCCUCUUGUUUACGCUAAAUGCGCUAAACAAGGUACUCUAUAUGCUAGAUGUGUUUUAUUGCGGGAAGAUUCGAUAAAGAAGGACGAUUGUGCGAAAGAAUUCCAAGAAUUCAACGCUUGCUUACAAUCCGCCACAAAAGAACUAAAAACUAAACUUUAAAAUGGAGAAAUUAGCUAAGUUCCUGAA
Molecule: messenger RNA, 378 nt
Organism: Pararge aegeria (speckled wood butterfly)
Lineage: Eukaryota; Metazoa; Arthropoda; Insecta; Lepidoptera; Nymphalidae
Exons: 1
Coding region: 151-351 (66 amino acids)
Biological process (GO): mitochondrial respiratory chain complex I assembly
Cellular component (GO): mitochondrion
Source: RefSeq, a predicted model, not a curated record